Molecule: messenger RNA, 625 nt
Organism: Galeopterus variegatus (Sunda flying lemur)
Lineage: Eukaryota; Metazoa; Chordata; Mammalia; Dermoptera; Cynocephalidae
Product: collagen alpha-1(XIV) chain-like
Exons: 5
Molecular function (GO): protein binding
Source: RefSeq, a predicted model, not a curated record
GAGCGGGAGAGGGAGAGGAGCUAAUUUAAAAGGGUACAAGGAGCGAAGCAAGCAAGGGCGGUGCGCCGCCAGGAACCAACUCGCGGCGGAGCUCGGGGCUUCCUCGCGUGCGGAGAGGUCCCCAACCUGGGCUGGAAGCUUGCCCUGUACAGGUAGUUGCUACAGCCCAUGUGAAAAACGGAAAACAAAAUGAAGAUUUUUCAGUGCAAGAUGCAGUACUGGCUGCUUCCAGCUUUUUGGGCAAUUGUUUAUUUCUGCACCAUCGUCCAGGGUCAAGUGGCUUCACCCACAAGGUUAAGAUAUAAUGUAUUAUCUCAUGACAGUAUACAGAUUUCAUGGAAGGCUCCAAGAGGGAAAUUUGGUGGAUAUAAACUUCUUGUGACUCCAGCUUCAGGUGGAAAAACGAAUCAAUUGAAUCUCCAGAACACUGCAACUAAAGCAAUUAUUCAAGGUCUUAUGCCAGACCAGAAUUACACAGUUCAAAUUAUUGCAUACAACAAAGACAAAGAGAGCAAGCCAGCUCAAGGCCAGUUCAGAAUUGAUGACUUAGAAAAAAGAAAGGAUCCAAAGCCCAGAGUCAAGGUUGUGGACAAAGCAAAUGGGAGUAAACUGUCUUCACCAGAAG